GUCUUUGGCUCAGUGUGAUAAAACGGACAGGCAAAUGAAUGGGAACCAUGGCCUUAUAAAGACCAGUUGGUCCACUCUAGUUUGUAUGUAUGGUUUGUUUGAGAAUGCCGUUACGAUUCGAAUAUAUACCGGGAAGAAUGGUGACCGUGUCUGAAUAUCCAAAAGCAAUGAGGUCUGUUCUACUUGUAAUGUUGUUCAUACUACUAUGCUCUGGAGCAGGUGAAACACAAGGACAAACUAGACGUAUUACCGACGAUGAAAUAGCAGCUCUUGGUGAAAUUGCUGAACAAUUGGGUAAAAAGGACUGGAAUUUGAGUUUGAACGAAUGUGAUGAAAAUGGGAAUUGGCUUCCACCAGUGAAGUACGGCUUGACGUAUGAAAGUAAAGUCAACUGCAACUGCCUUCGUGAUCGAUGUCACAUUAGCGCCAUAAAUUUGAGAGGGCAGGAUCUUCCUGGUGUCCUACCAAAGUCAAUAGCGAAGUUACCCAACCUAAUAUAUAUGUGGGAAUGCUUCCAAUUAGCUAAAUUUACAUAAUUUUCCAUGUCUGUUGAUUUUUACCUGGUCAUUGCGUUGAGAGUUUUGUCAAUUGUUUCAGUGAUCUCAAAUACAACUUUCUCAGUGGUUCUAUUCCUCCUGAAUGGAAUUCUACCAAGUUGAAAUAUU
Molecule: messenger RNA, 665 nt
Organism: Rhododendron vialii
Lineage: Eukaryota; Viridiplantae; Streptophyta; Magnoliopsida; Ericales; Ericaceae
Product: probable LRR receptor-like serine/threonine-protein kinase At1g07650
Exons: 3
Coding region: 90-536 (148 amino acids)
Source: RefSeq, a predicted model, not a curated record